Letharia columbiana is the source of this 2490-nucleotide messenger RNA. RefSeq lists its product as uncharacterized. The transcript is spliced from 5 exons. Bases 1 to 2490 code for a protein of 829 amino acids. Gene Ontology annotation, biological process: activation of GTPase activity. NCBI's taxonomy places the organism in Eukaryota, Fungi, Ascomycota, Lecanoromycetes, Lecanorales, Parmeliaceae. The record is from RefSeq and is a predicted model, not a curated record. Gene Ontology annotation, molecular function: GTPase activator activity.
AUGGCGGACCCAGCCGCGAAACUUACCCCCCCUGCCUCUCCUACAGCCUCGUUCUACGACUUGAGCGACGAUGAAGAAGGAGAAUACAACACGAUCAUGCAUAGCAGCUCUGGUCGCGGCGUGAAGCUGUUGUUCUCCAAAAGCAAGGUCUAUGUACAUCCAACGCCCUCAUCCAAAGACAACAUCCCCGGCUUCAUAGCCCUCAUACAGCAGAAAAAUCCCACCUCCGACGCGCGACCUAGGACUAGCUCCUCCAGCUCCUCGAAAGCAGACCGUGCUACAUCAUACCUAUUAGCCUGGCUACCAGAGUCCUCAUUAGGAGAUGCCUUGGACUCUUAUGUCAAAGUUGAACUUUCUGACGCCUCUUCGCCACCAAAGAACACACCCCUUGUGCCCCAGCCACCUACAUCCACAUCUCACACCACACCAAUAGGCACGUACGCCUUUGCCGUUCCAGUUAGCGAGAUCUACUCACUCCUCAUAAGACCGCCCAGUCUUGGCUGGUGGUUUGGUAGUGUCGUUAUCAACACCCGAGCAGGCAACAGCUUCCCCUCCCUUUUCUUCCACGACGACGAAUGCCAGUCGACCAUAUUACAGAAGAAGAAGCUGGUGAGGGAGAAAUUUGAUCCAUUCAGUGAAGAUGGAGGCGCAUUCUGGGGAGGCGAUGAGGUCUUGCGGUGGCUGAAGAGAUAUGUGGUCGUUGAGAAAUCUGGCGCAGAUCCUUCCGUAUACCUCAUUGAACCAAGUGCGGAGGACAAGCUUGGGUUCAGUGGAAAAACAUCGACGCCAAACAGUCCAAAAUUGGGCAGCAAGGCUGUCGGUCCUAUGAGCAUACAGGGGCCCGGUGCAGCGUCGAGCAGUAAUCGGGACGCAGGAAUGGAUCCAGUCACAAAGGCGCUGAAGCAGGCUAGGUGGAGCUUUCUGGAGAAGAUGAGUCAGGUCACAAGUUUCACGAGGAGGACUGCGCAGGAUAUCGUGGAGAAUCCUAAGGUGCCACCGCAGGUCAGGCGACUGAUGAAGAAUCCUGAGGUGCAGACCCUGCAGGAUGAGUUUGACAGCGCGAGGGUCUAUCUUGCAAGGUGGGCUAUGGGGAUUGCGGAACAGAGUGAAAGGGAAAGGAGCCAAAGGAUCUUUACGGCGCAGGAUGUACUCGAGAUGGAGGACAGUGAUGUGGGAGAGUUCGAGAUCCUGGAUAUGGAGGCCAACAAUCUCUCGUUGGCCGAGAAGAGGAAGCCUCUCUCAAUGAAAGAAUGGAGGAGCUUCUUUGACACGAAAGUUGGUCGGCUGCAAGUCACCGUCGAUGAAGUGAAGGAGAGGAUCUUCCUUGGCGGUCUUGAUCCGAACGAUGGCGUACGGAAAGAAGCAUGGCUCUUCUUGCUUGGGGUCUAUGACUGGGACAGCACAGCAGAUGAGAGGAAAGCGAUGAUUAACAGCAAAAGAGACGAGUUCGUCAGGCUGAAAGGGGCGUGGUGGGAGCGGAUGGUGGACGGCAGCGGCAAUGCCGAGGAGACUGAGUGGUGGAAAGAGCAGAGGGGCAGGAUAGAGAAAGAUGUCCACCGCACGGAUCGUCAGAUUCCUCUCUUCGAGGGCGAAGACAUACCUCAUCCUGAUCCUGACUCACCAUUUGCAGAGGUCGGCACCAACGUUCAUCUUGAGCAGAUGAAAGAUAUGCUCCUCACCUAUAAUGAGUACAAUCGUGACCUUGGCUAUGUCCAGGGUAUGAGCGAUCUUCUGGCUCCUAUCUACGCCGUUGAGCAAGACGAUGCUGUAGCCUUCUGGGGAUUCGUUGGUUUCAUGGACCGGAUGGAGCGCAAUUUCCUCCGCGACCAAUCCGGCAUGCGCACCCAACUCCUCACCCUCGACCACCUCGUUCAACUCAUGGACCCAACCCUCUACCUCCACCUCCAAUCCGCUGACUCCACCAACUUCUUUUUCUUCUUCCGAAUGCUACUCGUCUGGUACAAGCGUGAGUUUGAAUGGGCCGACGUUCUCCGGUUAUGGGAGUCCUUAUGGACGGAUUAUAUGAGUAGUAACUUCCAUCUAUUUAUUGCGUUGGCGAUAUUGGAGAAGCAUCGAGAUGUCAUCAUGGAGCAUUUGAAGCAUUUUGACGAGGUGCUGAAAUACGUCAACGAACUGUCAAACACAAUCGACCUAUCCUCCACCCUCCUCCGCGCCCAAGCCCUCUUCCGCCGCUUUCAACGCACGGUCGAAGCAGUCGACAAGCGGAAUAACUUCCCCACUCCUAGUGUCCGCCAGCGCAAGCCAGCUGAUAAGCCAUCCCCACCAAAACCCAGCAACUCUGGCUCCACAUCAGCGAUUGACGGGCGAAGACAGCCUGGUAGUAGCGCAGGGAUCGAUGGGGGAGAAGAAGGUAAGGGAAAGACUAGGGAGAAAGUCAUCAGUCCGGAAUUAAGGCAGUUGCUGAGUAGGAAGGUGGAGGUACUGGAUAAAAAUGGGGUGAAGGAGCAUGGAGGCGGUGUUGGAGCAUGA